This is a messenger RNA of Protopterus annectens (West African lungfish), 5927 nucleotides long. Its product is annotated as F-actin-monooxygenase mical1-like. Lineage: Eukaryota; Metazoa; Chordata; Ceratodontiformes; Protopteridae. Gene Ontology annotation, molecular function: FAD binding; protein binding. The coding region runs from base 494 to 4198 and encodes 1234 amino acids. The record is from RefSeq and is a predicted model, not a curated record. The transcript is spliced from 29 exons.
AGUACCAAAGUCCUAUAACAGUAGUGUAUACUGGGGCGGAGUGAGUGAGAACCAAACCCGGACUCAUCUGCGUCUUCAGUUGUACUAGAAGCAGGUUGUCUGGGGCUUACCUUAACUGGUCCUGAGCUUGCUGGGUAGGAUUUAGAAUGUUGCAUGGACCUGCGACGGGAACAGCACAACCAACCCUGCAAGGAAAAGUAGUGUAAGGUCGGUGGGGGUGUUUUAGUUAUUAGGAGUGUCCUGUGGUUGACUACACCCCUUGUAACUUGAAGCACUGCAGCGGUGUUUUUAUCUGUCGUUGCAUCUGCUGCAUUUAAUUUGUACUUGACUCAUCAUGCCUGGAAAGCAAGGAGUUGGAACCACAAACAGUCUGUGAUCGUCUUCGAACCUUGUCUUUUCUCGAUCGAAUUGUGUUUAAGAAAAAGCAAAUUUCUGCAGGAACGGUGUAACGGGCUCGCCUGUUUGACCAAGGGGAUUAUCUGACCUCCAAGGAAUGGAGAGGGAAGGAGACAAAGAACAGAACCAGGCCCAUGUGCUCUUUGAUCAGCUGUUGCAGGCAAAGACUUGCAAGGACACAGUGCAGGACUUUCAAGAACUCUGUAAGUGCCUAGAUUUGGACCCUACGGAGUACAAGGACUUCUACCACAAACUCAAGUCCUGCCUCAACUACUGGAAAGCAAAGGCCUUAUGGGCCAAACUGGAUAAGAGGGCAAGUCACCCGGACUACUUGCAGGGCCAGGCUUGUGCCGCAACAAAGUGUUUGGUUGUAGGUGCAGGACCUUGUGGCCUUCGUGUUGCAAUUGAACUUGCUUUUCUUGGUGCGAAGGUGAUUGUAGUUGACAAGCGAGAUAUUUUCUCAAGAAACAAUGUCCUUCAUCUUUGGCCUUUCACCAUCCAUGAUCUCCGAGCCCUUGGAGCCAAGAAAUUCUAUGGAAAAUUUUGCACAGGCACACUGGAUCAUGUUAGUAUCCGUCAACUGCAGCUGAUCCUAUUGAAGAUAGCUCUGAUUGUGGGAGUGGAAGUUCAUGUGAAUGUGGAGUUCCAAGGAUUUAUUGAGCCAUCAAAGCAUCCAGAUGAAGGAGCAGGGAAAGGCUGGAGAGCGGCUGUGAAACCAGACACUCAUCAAGUUUCUCAGUUUGAAUUUGAUGUCCUCAUCUCUGCUGGUGGAGGGAGAUUUGUACCAGAAGGUUUCAAGAAAAAAGAGCUACGAGGAAAGCUAGCUAUUGGAAUCACUGCCAAUUUUAUUAAUCGGCACACUGCAGCCGAGGCAAAAGUUGAAGAAAUCAGUGGGGUUGCACGCAUUUACAAUCAGAAAUUCUUUCGAAACUUGUACAACAAAACCGGCAUUGAUCUGGAGAACAUUGUGUACUACAAGGAUGAUACUCACUAUUUCAUCAUGACGGCCAAAAAAGACAGCCUGCUGAAGAAAGGCAUCAUAUUACAGGAUCAUCAGGACAUCGAGCAACUCCUUUCCGAGUCGAACACCAAUCAAGAAGCUUUGCUGCAGUACGCGCGUGAGGCUGCCGCUUUCUCCACCCAUUACCAGCUCCCUGACAUGGUGUUUGCAUUGAACCACAGGAACAAACCAGACGUGGAUAUGUUCGAUUUUACCUGCAUGUACCGGUCUGAGUAUGCCGCCAUUGUCAAAGAAAGAGGUGGGCACCGCUUACUAGUGGGACUUGUGGGAGACUGCUUGGUAGAGCCAUUCUGGCCUUUAGGAACAGGCGUUGCACGGGGCUUUCUAGCUGCAUUUGACACUGCUUGGAUGGUGAAGAGCUGGGCCAGAGGAAACCCUCCACUAAAUGUCCUGGCUGAAAGGGAGAGCCUUUACCAGCUGUUAUCGCAGACUUCCCCAGACAACACUAGUAAGAACGUUAGCCUGUAUAGUAUCAAUCCUACAACUAGGUAUCCAAACGUCAUCCUCGGGGCCUUCAAACCACAGCAGGUUCAACAUUUAUAUGACAAGGGCAGCGUGAAGCAGAGCAUUCCAGAGGCUCAGCCGCUGCAGAAAGGCCGGAAGGAUUCUGCAGGUGGUUAUGACGGACUGUUAAAAUGGUGUCGACAUCAUACAGCAAGGUACAAGAAUGUUAAUGUAACAGAUCUGACCAAGUCGUGGAAAAGCGGCCUUGCACUCUGUGCUCUUAUUCAUCACUUUCGUCCAGAUCUCAUUAAUUUUGACAAACUGGAUGAAAAGGAUAUUGCAGGGAAUAACCAGAAAGCCUUUGAUGUGGCGGAGCAGGAACUAGGAAUCUCUCCAAUUAUGACCGUCUCCGACAUGCUAGCAGAAUCUGAGCCAGAUAAGCUCAGCAUGGUCAUGUACCUGACCCAGUUCUAUGAGGUUUUCAAAGCAUUGCCACCUCCCAAUGAAUUUAAAGAUGAUGAAGAAAAGAACACCACCUUUACUGGUACAAAAUCAGCCAUCUUAAUCCUUAACCAACUGAGAAAAACUGCAACCAUCCCACGCAAAAUUACGAAGAACAUUGAGCCAAAUGACUUGAAAAGCAAAGACCAGACCUCAGAUGUUACAGAAAUCAAGUCAAAAGGAGAAUUAGUUGGAACAGUUUCUCCUCCACAUCUGCAUGAAGUGGUACAUGAGAAGAACUCUCAAAAGACCUAUUCUGUGAAAGUAAACCAGCCACAGGACACAGUGCAAUCUCAACAUUCAUGGCUUCAUUCCCCACAGUCCAAAGAGGUAACAAACAGCAGUGACAAGUGUUACUUCUGUGCGAAGAGGGUCUAUGUGCUGGAACGAGUUAGUGCUGAUGGCAGGUUCUUUCACAGAGGCUGCUUUAAAUGUCACCACUGUGGUACCACACUGCGAUUCGGCAAUUAUGUCUUUGAUGAAGAUGAUGGGCAUUUCUACUGCAUGCUGCAUUAUUCUUAUCAUCUUUCUGGGUAUAUGCAAGGUUCAAGACCAGAAGCCACAUCUAUCAAGCUUGACUCUGACUCAGCACAAUGUGCGGAAAAGCAGCAUCAAUCUUCAGUAAAUACACAGCAACGGAAGAUCUCCAAAUUGCACAGUGACAAAGAACUAUCGAAUGACCUGCCAUCUAGAAGUAUACGGCAAAGCUUACCUUCUUCAGAGUUAAAACAGGAUAUUGAAAAGCAACCAUCGUUAUCACUGGAGGAAAAGAAUAUGUGCCACGUGUGUAAGCAACGUGUAUAUGUGGCAGAGAGGAUCAGUGUUGAAGAAAAGUCCUUCCACCGUACUUGUUUCAGGUGCAAGUACUGCAAUACAGCCUUGCGCCUUGACAACUGUGCUUUCCAUGAAGAAAAUGGAAAUUUCUACUGCAAGCAGCAUUACCUAACUUAUUUUGUCACGAGUCAGAAGAAGAAGAAGGAACAGUCUGAUGAUAUGAAGAUCGAGAAAAAUGUGAAGAUAGCAGAACAUCCUGUCAUAUUAAAUAGGUCUGAUGACGAUAAAGGGUUAUCUGACAUAUCCAUCAAUGCUAAAGAGGUUUCAGAGCUCGACAGUGGUCAGCAGAUCACUGAUGAAUUAACCAGGGCUGCAAAACUAUGGGAAGAAGCUGAGAUGGGUGGUGGUGAUGAAGCCAAUGGUGAGGAAGCUGAAGAAGAAUCAAGUGAUGAGGAGGAAGAUCUUAAUACAGAAGCCUUAGAAGAGAAGUACAAGAUGCUAACAUUGAACCAGCAAGAAUCACCAACCUGGCUGAAACGCACUCUGGAAAGACGAGCCAAGACACAAGAAGCAAACAGAUUUCACAAGGCACAGAUGAUCCAGCGACUACUGGAGGAGCUGGAGGUGAAAUACAAAGAGCUGGAAGAAGAGGGUGUCCUCUUGGAGAAAGCACUGCGGAGUACUACAGAGGCAGGAGAUUCGAACAGGACCUCUCACAUGAUUGACCAGUGGCUCCAACUGGUACAGGAGAAGAACGCCCUAAUCGCAGAGGAAUCUGAACUCAUGAUUACAUCUCGUUAUUUAGAGCUAGAGGAUCGCCAGAGUCGUUUGGAUCAACAGCUGAUACGAUACAGUAACAUGGAUGAUUCAAAGAAAACUGAUUACGAUCGUGCAAAAGAAGAGCGUAUUCUGAAGGAGAAGUUGGAAGUGGUCCACAUGCGGGAUGCACUUAUUACGAUCCUGGAGGAGCAGAGGUUACAGGAAAUGAAUGAUGAACAGCAGAGGCAAGCAGCAAGGUGUAAAAGUAAAAAGCCAAGGGUGUUAUCCUUUCACUGGAUAUAAAAUGAGGUGCAAAACUGGUAGAGUGCUUUGUCUGGAUACUUACUAGCUGGUGUAUUACUCGAGUCCAACACUGGCUGUACUGGCACAAAUCCAUCAUGGAGACUAUUUAAUGAAACUGAUUAAAAAACUGUAGUAUUUAGUUUCUCUCUUAUCUUAUAUGAAGACCUACUCUGCCUUUCUGGCAGUGAAGUGGUCUGGAAAUGUUCAUGUAAAAAAGACAUUUGCUUUAUUUGCAAGAAUAUGCAGUCUGUGUAUAAAGGCACUUUAAACAAUAAUUUGAUUCUGUACAUAUAUGGAGCAUUUUGUAUAAAAGUACGUUUGAUUCUGGGUUUCUGUUUUACUUUGGUGACCCAGAAUGCUUUGCUUUGUGUUUUAUAAAACUGCUGGUAAUUUACAUUUCUUGGAGCUCCGGCUAAGGAGCCGCUAUCUUCAGAUGGUCAUUCUGCUCUCAUUUCAUCAUCAGAUUCCCCUCAUUAUGCCAGACUGUGUGUUGUGCCUGAGGUCAGGGACCUGUAAAUUUGGUACAUUUCUUUUGCAGGAGCUGUAGUGCCUCUGUUGGAGUGGUAAAGGUUGGGGAAGGAACCCACCGCAGUUAUUGCUAGGCCAGCUGUUAUAAACAUGGAAAUGCUGUCAUAAAUUGCCACACUAAACGUUUUAUGUUGCUUCAUUGGAUUCCGGCUCUUAGCAGUAGCUCCCAUGCAAGUGCAUGAGAUUGCAGAUAUUCUUGCUGCUGCAUUCAAAGGUAGUAUUUUAGUACAUUCCUGCUGAAGCCAUCUCUGGCAUCCUGCGCUUACCAAGAGAAGGAGGGGAUGACUUUGCAGUAGUAUUUAUUACUUAGCCUGUCCUGAGUUUUGAAUCUGGAAUCAUUUAACCUCUAUAGUAUUCAUAUGCUAAUCAUAUAUGUGGCAAUUAGGCACAUCUGAGCAAAUACCACCAAAAGACACCUUGUGCGUUAGCUUGUCCGUGUAAAAAGCAGUAACAAGCUUUGUUAAAGGUCUGCCCUUUUCUCAUAUGAUUAAAUAUGAUCUUCGACCAGAUUAAACAAGUCAUUGUUCUGUCUGGUAAAUUUGGGAGAAGAGUUUUAAAACAAUCACAUACCAGCUGUUUUUACUUGGUUUAGCCUUUUUCCCUGAUAAUUGACACAGGGAUUUGCACUUUUUGUGCUCUGUGUUGUAUGUCAACAGUGAGGGACUAGAGAAAGUAAUUCUCAUUUUAAUUUUAAUAACUUUAUUGAUUUAUCACUUAAGACAUACGCAAACCUGCAUUUAUAUAAAAGAGAAAAAAACAUAUUAGCAUAUUCCCAGUUGCAAAUAUUAUACAUCAGAUGUAUUCUUUUGCAUAUUUAUCAACAAUCUAACAGUGACCAAUUCCAGCCUUCACUUAAACCUCACUCCUCCUACAAAGCACUGUUCUGCAUGUAUUGUUCCCAGAGUUUCCAUUUUUUGUGUAAUUUGCUUCUACUGUUUUCUAAAGAUCCCACUUCCAGUUCUUUUAUCUCUGUUACAAUAUUCAGUAUUUCAAAUAGUUGUUUUACACUUUGAUUUCCAUUUUCUAGUGGUUGCUUUUUUGGCAGCCACCAAAAUUAUACUUAACAAGGUAUUGCUAUGUGUAGGCAAGUCAUAUCUUUAUCCCAGUUCAAAAAAAUCAUUUCCUUAGUUAUACCCAUUUGGUGGCACAAUGUUUCUGACAGAGUACUCCGUAUGGCUUUUUUUUAAAGUCUGCCAACUCA